AUGUAGUGUAUAUAUUUAUAUAUAAAGUAAAUGUAACCUGACAUAUGCAUUUUAACCAACUUUAAUUUGUUAUUUAAACAAGCUAAGAUUUAAAAAAGUCAUAACUACACACAAUGGAAAAUGGGACAACUAUUAUUGUUAAGUGGAAUGGACAAGAGUACGAAAUUAAAGAUCUUCAAAAUGACACUACUAUUCACUUAUUAAAAGCAAGAAUUUAUGAAGAAACAGGAGUUAGACCUGAUAGACAAAAAUUGUUGAAUUUAAAAUGUAAAGACAAAGGACUGGGUGAUGAUCAGACCAUCGGUAUGCUGAAUAUUAAACCUGGCUUCAAACUGAUGAUGAUGGGUUCCACAGAAGAAGAUAUCGCAGAAGCAAGCCGAGCUCCUGAAAAUGUAUCUGAAGUAAUCAAUGAUCUCGAUGUUGAGCAGGAUGUUGAAGAUAUCGAAGUUGAAAAUGCAGAAGUAUAUCUGGCUAAAAUACAGAAAAGAAUUGAGAAUUAUAAAAUAGAAGAGUUGAAUGCCCCAAGGGAAAAUAAAAAAUUAUUAGUUCUUGAUAUCGACUACACAUUAUUCGACCACAGGUCCGUCGCGUCCAGUGGUAUUGAAUUAAUGCGACCAUUUCUUCAUGAAUUUCUCACAAGAGCUUACAAACAUUACGACAUCGUGAUCUGGUCAGCCACAAGUAUGAAGUGGAUCAACGAAAAAAUGAAACUUCUGGGCGUAACGGAUAAUCCAAACUACAAUAUAACUUUUCAUCUUGACUACCUUGCAAUGAUUACUGUCCACACCCCGAAAUAUGGUCUCGUUGAUGUGAAACCACUUGGGGUUAUUUGGGGAAAGUAUCCAGGAUAUUCGCCAAAAAAUACUAUAAUGUUCGACGAUAUCAGAAGAAAUUUCAUAAUGAAUCCUGGUUCUGGAUUGAGAAUUAAGCCUUUCAAACAGGCUCACUUAAAUCGAGACAAAGACAAGGAACUGCUCAAGCUCGCUGAUUAUUUGGAAGCUAUUGCUGAGGUUGACGAUUUUCAAACACUCAAUCAUCGUAAGUGGAAAGAACACAAAAAUAAAAAAUCUCAUCGCAAACGUCCACACAGGACUGAAGACAACAGUCAGAAUAUAUAGUUUAUAUAUUUAAAAAAAAAAGCUUUAAAUUAUCGACGUUUUUCUAGCAUUUUUGUAAAGAAAUUUUCUUAAUUUAAUCUUACUUUAAAAUUUAAUUGUCAAAUUAAACAUAUCUUCAUUAAUUGACUUCGUUAUUAUUGUCUGGGCUUUUUUCAAACUCAAGUUGGUUCUAAAUAAUUAUUAUAUAUUUGCAAUGCAGACUAGUAGAAGUUGUUACAGUCGAACUCCAUUAACUCGGAUUCCAAUAAUUCGGAACUUUCACUCAAUCUUCACCCCUACUACGAACUGCGUUGUCUCCAACCGAUGUUAUACAUUUGCAAGUGUGUUUAUUUAUGUCAUCAUUCAUGCAGAUGUGCGCAUACGUCAUAGUUUACAUUUUAAGAGAGAAGGGGCAUCCGUUAACUCAGAAAUUCCAAGAAAUUUCCGCUCUGUAGACGAACUGUCUGAGUUAAUGGAGUUCGACUGUAAUUUAAAAAAAAUGUCAUCCCUAUGCCCGCAAUGAAAAGGUAUAACUCUAAUUAAUUAACGGGAAAUAAGGACACAUAUGUGCAAUUGUUUUUUUAUUUCUCGCCAACGUUUCGUCACAAUUUGUAACUUUCUCAGGACUAAAAUAUUAAAAUUUACACAUUUGUCAACAA
Microplitis mediator is the source of this 1756-nucleotide messenger RNA. RefSeq names its product ubiquitin-like domain-containing CTD phosphatase 1 (gene Ublcp1). Gene Ontology annotation, cellular component: nucleus. The transcript has 2 exons. Gene Ontology annotation, molecular function: protein binding; protein serine/threonine phosphatase activity. Gene Ontology annotation, biological process: protein dephosphorylation. The record is from RefSeq and is a predicted model, not a curated record. NCBI's taxonomy places the organism in Eukaryota, Metazoa, Arthropoda, Insecta, Hymenoptera, Braconidae. Bases 114 to 1118 code for a protein of 334 amino acids.